AUGAACUCUUCUGCCGCUGCCGCUGCAGCCAAGCCUGCCUUCUCGGCCGUGCAGCAGGUCACCAACUUUGAAGAGAUGAUAGCCAAUCGUCCCGACUUUGACCAUUCGGGCGAGCCCAUCGAGAUCACAAAGUCUCCCGAUCCAUCCUGGACAUUUGGGGAGGGUGUCCGCACCGGCCCUCCCCCUUCUCCUCAGGAGAAGAUCCACCAAGAGAUCGACCCCUACUCCCCGGAUCGAUCUGUCUCACAAAAUUACCGUCUCCUAAUUUCCGGCAUUGCCCCUCGCCCCAUUGGUUUCAUCAGUACCCUUUCGGCAGAUGGCAAGACUAAGAACCUCGCCCCGUUCAGCUACUUUCAGCUAGUCGAUCAUGAUCCCCCCAUGUUCAUCGUUAGCUUCUCCUCUCGCUUUGGUCCCGUCAAGGACACUUACCGGAACCUGAAAGAGACCGGAGAGUGUGUCAUAAACACUGUCUCCGAGAACAUGAUUGAGGCUGUCAGUGCUUCGUCCAUUGAUGCUCCCUAUGGCCUUUCGGAAUGGGAUGUCACUGGCUUGACAGAGGCCCAAACAACCACAGUCAAGCCAUCACGUGUCAAGGAGUCCGUGCUGUCUAUUGAGGGCAAGCUUGUUGACAUUAAGGAGUUUGACGGCCACAAGCCGGGCAUGAGCAGUGCCGCCAUCUGUCUUAUCAAGGCCACCCGCUUCUGGGUACAGGAAGACGCAGCCAACGAAGACUUUAGCCAUAUCGAGCUGGACAAGCUACGCCCCAUUGCGCAGCUCGGUGGCAUGUCUUAUGGACGAAUCUCAUCGACAUUUGAGCUGCCCCGAUCAAGGUGGACAGACGAGCAGCCGAGGAGUGAGCUCCUAACCACUCUAGAAGAGACUCAAAAAAGGAGUCAAGAUGAGAAGAAGGAUGAAAUGUAA
Messenger RNA from Fusarium keratoplasticum, 921 nucleotides. Its product is annotated as Flavin-Reduct domain-containing protein. The record is from RefSeq and is a predicted model, not a curated record. Bases 1 to 921 code for a protein of 306 amino acids. NCBI's taxonomy places the organism in Eukaryota, Fungi, Ascomycota, Sordariomycetes, Hypocreales, Nectriaceae. The transcript has a single exon. Gene Ontology annotation, molecular function: FMN binding.